Messenger RNA from Durio zibethinus, 504 nucleotides. The record is from RefSeq and is a predicted model, not a curated record. Lineage: Eukaryota; Viridiplantae; Streptophyta; Magnoliopsida; Malvales; Malvaceae.
AUGUAUUCUGGAGGUUACCACCACCAUGGUUCUUUCUUGAAAGGAGAAAGUUCUGCAGGGACUGGGAGGUUGUUGAUUUUACAGAAGAAAGAGAAGGGGAACUCAGAAUCAUCUUAUGUGAACACAUUGUCACAAGAACCUCCACAAAAGCCUGUUGUUACUGAAACUGCUUCACAGGAAGAAGAGUCUAAGGUUUCACUGGUGGCCUGUAAACAGGAAGAUAACAGUUCUGCCAAAAGUGAUGUAUUUGAUUCAGACAGCCCACAUUACACUGAUGGGGUUCAUUCUUCACUCCUAGAGGGUGCUGAUUCAUCUUAUCCUUUCGAACCAGACCACUCUGAUUUAUUACAAGAUGGGGAAGUUAACUUGAGUAAAGGCCUGUUGCAUCCUCCAUACAUCUUUCCAAAACUCCAAGACUACUACGAUCACUCCGACCCGCCAGCAGGUUCGUGUAAUUUUGGAUUCCCUGUUGAAGAUCAUCCCUUUUGGUCUUGGGCGUACUAA